This is a messenger RNA of Diplodia corticola, 753 nucleotides long. Its product is annotated as sap domain containing protein. The transcript is spliced from 3 exons. The record is from RefSeq and is a predicted model, not a curated record. The coding region runs from base 1 to 753 and encodes 250 amino acids. NCBI's taxonomy places the organism in Eukaryota, Fungi, Ascomycota, Dothideomycetes, Botryosphaeriales, Botryosphaeriaceae.
AUGUCUGCCAGCAGAGCUUCGUCCAUGCGCGCCCUCAAAUUCCUGUCCGCACACAGCCGCCAGGUCGUCCGCAGCCGCCAGGUCCGCGGUCUGCACAUGACCGGCCCCGCGACCUUCCCGUCUCCCCUGCUCACCGCCGAGCGUCCCGCCAUCAACCUGCCCAGGGAUGUCGCUGGCCUUCGCGCGGAAUGUGCCCGGAGGCAGCUUCCCACGGCCGGAUCCAAGUCUGAGCUUACCGAGCGUCUGACCGCUGCUUCGUUGCAGGCACGUGGCUUCAGCUCCGCCAUCGAGAACAGCAAGCGGCCGGCCGCGGAUGGCCCCGCUGCAGCUUCCGCUCAGCCGACCCGCCACUUCAACACCAGCCGCUCUCUGAAGACCGUCAACGACAGCUCUACGAUUGACUUUGCCUAUCUGCCCGAGAGCAACGUCGAGGCCGAAGCGUUCAAUAUUCGCGUGCCAUUGGUCAGUUUCAACAGUCCUCGCGCCCAGACUAUUGAGGAAGUCGAAUCUCCCGAGCCCAUGCGUCCGGUCAUCAGCACUGUCUCUGCUGACACGACGUACUUCCAUGCUCCUUCUGCUCUGGCGGACGUCGUGGACAAUUCUGCGAUUGACUUCCAAGGCCUUGCCAGUGCCGCUACCUCGGCUGCAUCCAAAAGCGUUGCCCAGACCGAGAGUACCAUCAAGAGGGUCUGGAAUGGUUUCCUAGACGACCUUCUCCCCUCUAAGCCGGCCGGUCUCGCUGCGAGUCGUUAG